GCUAACCACCAUGGAACAUUACAGGUUAACCAACAUAUGCCUUUUUUACUUAUUAUAUUCUGCUUAACAUUUCUAUAUUUAUGACUACAACUAAUAGCAGCAAAGAAGACCAACAUCCCACUACGCCACCGUCCCUACAACCUCCAGAAACAACUCUAGACAACAAUACAGUAAACCAAAUUAUACCUUCAGCAAAGAGAGCUCUUCAAUUUGAAAAGGAGUUACACAUUGAUCAACCAAGCCCAGCAAUUGCAAACACUAUUCAGGUUGCAACAAAUCAACUUUAUCAUUCCCAACAAGUAGAUCUCAGCAAGGAAAAACAACCGUCAACAGAAUUUUCUCCAGGACAAAAUUCUAAGCGCCAUAAAAAAGUAAUGGAAGCCUCCACCAAUGGAGAGGAAAACCAGCUGCAGCAGCCAAAGAUAGCUGAUCAACAGCCAUCGGGUCACAAGGAACAGGAACCAUGAGGUGCAACUCAUCCACACCAACUACCUGCAAGCAGUUUCCAAGAUUAUUGCAUCCAAAUCAACAGCUAUUUCUAUCACUCUCCAAGGGAAAUCAUCCACCGACGACCUCUCCAAGCUGCAGCCAACUCAAGCUCACGUUGUGAAUUACAUGAAAAAUAAGCUUCCUCACAUGCAUAUCAUUCUCGAUGGAGAAAAUGUCAAAAACAAUGAGAUUUAGAACUUACAGUUUCCUACUGUUUCCAGCUCACAGUAUUACUACCUACCUACAGUUUGCUGUAAUCGAAUAAACAAAACUUUAUGGGACCACCUAUACAUUUGUUGACAAAUUUUCUCCUAAAAAUUUGACAGAUGUAAUUAUAAUACAAUCGUAGUGUAAUUACACUGUAACUUGUAUGUAAUUACACUAUAACUUACA
Oryza sativa Japonica Group (Japanese rice) is the source of this 882-nucleotide messenger RNA. Lineage: Eukaryota; Viridiplantae; Streptophyta; Magnoliopsida; Poales; Poaceae. The record is from RefSeq and is a predicted model, not a curated record.